GAGUAAAAUCCGGUAACAUUCUCAAGAGAAGUAUCUGGUUUUCCCCUGAGUUUACUUGUUGAAUGAUACAAACACUGAAGUUUUGAUUUUUUUUCCUCGGUAAUUUCAAAACAUUUAUCGUCAACUUGGUGUAAAAUAUCUUAAUACUGUCUUCGUUAUUCCACUGUAUUUGGAUUGAGAAAAAUGCGGGACCGUACUAAGGAAUUGGGCAAUACCGCGGAGACGUCAGACGAAGAUGAAGAGGGAAGGGCACUCAUCACACAAGGAAAUUCUACGCUACGGGAAGAGAAGGAGAAUGAGGCGUUUUUCAAGAAGGUCCAAGAGAUCCGAGAGGGAAUGGAGACACUUAAAAGGAAGGUCUCUGACCUUGAGAAUAAACAGAAGACGGUGUUGGGUGUAGCACUGCCAGAGGAUGACAUGAAAAGGGAACUCCAAACCCUUAGGGAAGAAAUCAAAACGAUGGCAAUGCAGAUUCAAAGAAAACUAAAGACCAUUGAGCCGAAGAAAGGAGAUGAUGAUGGGAAAUACAUCCCCAUUAACCUGAGGAUGCAGAGAGCACAACACGGCAUCUUGUCUCGGGAAUUUGUGGAGUUAAUGGGUCACUGCAACACAAUCCAGGCGUCUUACAGAGAUCGCAAUGUGGAGAGGAUUCAGAGGCAGCUCAAAAUCACUGGCAGCAAUGUUACGGAUGAGCAGUUGGACUCGAUGCUGGAAACUGGACAGACUGAUGUUUUCACACAGAAUAUCCUGGUCGACGCUAAAGCCACUAGACAGGCUCUGAACGAGAUCGAGUCCCGGCAUGAUGAGAUCCUCAAACUGGAAAGGAGUAUCAGGGAUCUGCAUGACAUGUUCCAGUAUCUGGCCAUGGAGGUGGAGGCUCAGGGGGAGAUGGUGAACCGCAUUGAAGCCAACAUCAUCAACUCAACCAACUAUGUGGAAAAGGCCGUGGCAGACACGGCAAAGGCCGCCACCUACCACAACAAAGCACGCAAGAAGAAGAUGUGGAUCGCAUUAUGCUGCGCAAUUCUCCUCAUCAUUUUAGCCAUUUCAUUGGCUAUCUCCUUCUCUUGAGAUCCAGAACGUUGUUGCCUUCCUCUAACUCACUCUCCUGCCCCGGGACCCUGAAAAUAAAUCCUGUCUUACUGAUCUCACUGACCUCAUAACAAACACUAUGCUCAGACUUACCGCUGUAGACAGUAGACACCCCAAACAACUGUGGUCGGCGCUCACACACUAAAUCCACAAUUCUAAGCCAAGGACUUAUUCGGCCACCCCUGUGGCCACCUAUAUUUCACUGGCACCCUGAACGUACUUGGGUGGUCAACUUGUUACUCAACCUGUUGGACCUGUGCGUGUUCAUAUGCAAGGAUGCACGCGUGCAGUAUUGGAACAAGUCCGAGUUACUCAGGAAAACGAAUAGCUAAAAGGCGACUCUUAUUGUAUUAGUCUUUUAUUUUAUGUACAAAGCAAAAGAACAUUUUGGACUUACGACUUCUGGUUUUGGAAACGCAGACAUAGAUUAAUAUAAUUGUGUCGCCAUUAAGACCUACGCAGUUUUACGAAACUUCAAAGGUAUCUGAAACGGCUUCCGUGUAACCCUUGUACAUAGAUGCAGUUUUAUAAAGAAUGAUUGCCUCCGGAAAUUGAUGUCUCCAAUCAAGACGUUGCCUGAGCACAGCAAUGAAUGGCCCACUGCUCCAGUGUUGUCCCAUUCUCUUCAGUAUUUAUUUAUAUUUUGAAUAUUGUUGUGGAAGCUGCUACGUUAAGUCUGGAUACGAUAACAAUCAGUAACGGAAAUACCCAUAGUUGUGCCUUUCGCCCCUAGUUUAGUUUAUUUCGUGCUGACGGUCCACUCAGUUUUCUUUACGAUUGAGGUAGUGUAGUACACUAUCUUAUUUUAUGAAGGAAUUGAAACUGUUCUGCAAUUAUUCAGUGCUCUUCUGCUUAAAAAAAUUGAACCAUUAUUUUUUUUUGUUCUCAAGUUCAGAUAGGUCAGCCAUGGUGCUUUAUCCUAGCCUUUAUUCUCUGUGCUGACCAGCUCUAUGAAAUUACUGGCAAGGACAGAACUUAUAAAAAAGAGAAAUUGGAUGAAUGAGAGCAGUGAGGAACAUUGCUACUGUAUAUUGUGUGGCUGUUUAAUUUUGUAUCAAACUUUCAGCUCUUAUUUUAAUGUAGAACUUGUUUUUAAAUAAAAUUGCCUUUUAAAUGUU
This is a messenger RNA of Esox lucius (northern pike), 2210 nucleotides long. RefSeq names its product syntaxin 4 (gene stx4). The transcript is spliced from 11 exons. Gene Ontology annotation, biological process: exocytosis; intracellular protein transport; vesicle fusion. The coding region runs from base 184 to 1071 and encodes 295 amino acids. Gene Ontology annotation, molecular function: SNAP receptor activity; SNARE binding. The record is from RefSeq and is a predicted model, not a curated record. Lineage: Eukaryota; Metazoa; Chordata; Actinopteri; Esociformes; Esocidae. Gene Ontology annotation, cellular component: plasma membrane; endomembrane system; SNARE complex.